Peromyscus californicus insignis is the source of this 2246-nucleotide messenger RNA. It is a transcript of the gene Hmgn2, whose product is annotated as high mobility group nucleosomal binding domain 2. Gene Ontology annotation, molecular function: nucleosomal DNA binding. Gene Ontology annotation, cellular component: nucleus; chromatin. Lineage: Eukaryota; Metazoa; Chordata; Mammalia; Rodentia; Cricetidae. The transcript has 6 exons. Gene Ontology annotation, biological process: chromatin organization. The coding region runs from base 1163 to 1435 and encodes 90 amino acids. The record is from RefSeq and is a predicted model, not a curated record.
GGGCCCCUUGGCCAUCACACCUGUUCGUCUACUUGUUUCCUAACCUUCCGGCGCUUUCCUUCAACGGCUUUUUCCUCACGCAAGCGAAAGCAAGCCGGCAUGAUAGUGUACUGGGAGGGAUUUCGCCAGCUGUGGCAUCUGCAAAGCCCAGGUUUGGUGGCCUCUGUCGAGUGGGGGCAGCUGGGCUAGCUUUAUCCGAGACCCAGAGGGCUUAGGGGGAGGGGAGUGCUCGCAGACCGUGUUGGCGGCUUUUCUCCACCAUUCUGUGACGGGUCCAGGGGGCCGGACGUGCAGGGACUUAAGGAAGCCACCCAGCCGAUGUUGGGGGGCUGGUUAGCGUUUGGGGAGGCGAUUGAGCAGUAGGUGCUGAAAGGACAGCUCCUACCUGCCCCGCCGUACCCGAAAGGCUCCCCUGUGUGGAGGAGAGUCUCCACUUCAAGCCCAUGCCCCCACCUCCAGGGGACUGCUUUCCAGGUGAGGCGCACGGAGGGGUUCCCCAAGGUGGCAGCUCGGAAGGAUGCACGUCCGACUGCGCCAAGCCAGCCUCCUCGCGCUCACCCCACCGGAGCCCGUGGCCCCCGGGGCUGCCGCCGGCGCCCGAAGCGGCGCGCCUCCCGCCGCCGAUGGAGCUGGGCGGCGCGGGCAGGCCUCGCAAACCCCUCUUGGGGGCCCCAGCGGGAGCAGGAAGGGAAGCGGCCGAGCUGUGCCCGCUGUCGCGCGGCCGGGAGAAGUGGGUAGCAGGGUUGCAUAAGGUGGAAGGAACUUGGUAGUUUGCAAAAGCCAGCUCGGGCGGGAGCGGAACCCCGAGCCCGCCGCCUCGCCCGCCCCUCAUCCACUGCCUCCGACGCGCGCCUUCCCUCACCGCGCCCCCUCCCCCAAGGCGCGCCGCCGUCUCGCUCCCCCUCCCCCUACACCCCCUCCUCACUCCAGAGGAGGUGAGUUUAAACCCCGCCCACGUGACCCCGACUGGGCCAAUGAGCGGCGGCGGGAGGUGAAAUCCGGUUCUAACCGGUCCGGGGCUCCCAGCGCUAUAAAAACUUUAUAAACCCCCCGGAGCCCGAGCAGUGUGAAGAAGCGGCGAGAACGACCCCCGGACGGACCAAACCCGCGCACCGCUGCAUCCCCGCGUCCAGCGCCGACGUCCCCCGCCGCCGCCGCCGCCAUGCCCAAAAGAAAGGCUGAAGGGGAUACUAAAGGAGAUAAAGCCAAGGUGAAGGACGAGCCACAGAGAAGAUCUGCAAGGUUGUCUGCUAAACCUGCUCCUCCAAAGCCAGAGCCCAAGCCUAAAAAGGCCCCUGCAAAGAAGGGAGAGAAGGUCCCCAAGGGGAAGAAGGGGAAGGCCGAUGCCGGGAAGGAUGCGAAUAAUCCUGCAGAAAACGGAGACGCCAAAACAGACCAGGCACAAAAAGCUGAAGGUGCUGGAGAUGCCAAGUGAAAUGUGUGCAUUUUUGAUAACUGUGUACUUCUGGUGACUGUACAGUUUGAAAUACUAUUUUUUAUCAAGUUUUAUAAAAAUGCAGAAUUUUGUUUUACUUUUUUUUUUUUUUUAAGCUAUGUUGUUAGCACACAGAACACUUCAUUGUUUUGAGGGGGGAAGGAACAUGUGUCACUAACAAAAUGUCUCCCAAGCUGGAUUGGUGAUGGUUGAUGUUGGAAAACAUCUUUCCCUGCUAAUUUUGAAAGACUCCUCUUGGCUCUCAGGAGAGACGUCCUGGUGUUGACAUAUGGGCCACCAUGGCACAAAAUGCCUUGUGUGGGAAACUCUAAAUUCAUUUCUGUGUCCUCCUCCCCUGGACCAUCAACAUAGACUUAACUCCCUUCAAACCAGAGACCUGUUGGAACCUGACCCCCAAAAUUGGUUUUGCCAGUCUAUCAGGCAAUCUGGACUUUGCAGUGGUAUCAUUGUGUCCUCAAAAGAGCAGCGGUUCCUUUUAUAAAAGAUUGUGGAUCUUCAGAUUGAUAAUUCUGCUGUGUUCGUUUGGUUUCCUGAAAGUCAGGGUCGGCUUGUGAAAAGUUGUUAAACAACAUCCUCAAUGUGAACUGUCAGCCCUCACUCUAAGCUCUCCCCCUUUUCAAAGCAUCGAAUGAAGACUCAUCGGGUUUUAUAGUGGCUUUCUGAUUUUGGUAGUCUAUACAAGAAGGGAGUUUGGAAGUUCUUGUAUACUGUUAAUGACUGUCUGCCCAUGUCCUGCCUGAAAAACCAUGAUUGUUUAUGGAAAGUAUCUUUAAUAAAGCUGGAUACAGUU